This is a messenger RNA of Syngnathus typhle (broad-nosed pipefish), 775 nucleotides long. It is a transcript of the gene fxyd5, whose product is annotated as FXYD domain containing ion transport regulator 5. The record is from RefSeq and is a predicted model, not a curated record. Bases 91 to 678 code for a protein of 195 amino acids. Gene Ontology annotation, molecular function: sodium channel regulator activity. Gene Ontology annotation, biological process: regulation of sodium ion transmembrane transporter activity. NCBI's taxonomy places the organism in Eukaryota, Metazoa, Chordata, Actinopteri, Syngnathiformes, Syngnathidae. Gene Ontology annotation, cellular component: membrane. The transcript is spliced from 10 exons.
AUGAGGAAGUGGUGACGGCGAAUACGCGGGUGUGGCCGCUGGGCCGUCACCUCCUCAGCCUCUCCGAAUGAGGAAGAGAAAGCCUCGUGCAUGAUGAGGGUGAACAGGAUGAAGCUUUGGCGCGGGCUGCCUCACACAAUGGACACAAAGAUUUACUUGGCUUUUCUGGUUUGUCUGCUGUCAGCAUUAUCGAAUGUGUCAAAGGCUAUCACAGCUGAACCUUUCGUGUCAACACCUGGAAAAGAACUGGAACUCAUGAGUACUGCUGACCCUUUAAUGAUCACCUUAAACCAAAGCAUCAUCACCAUCAAUCCAGUUAACAUCAGCACUACCAAACCGGAAGCUAGCACACUGACAGUUUCCAGUGAGGGGACAACAGAACGCCCAACGGAACACCUGACAUCCACACCAGCCACAGUAACAUCCUCCCCAGCCACAACGACAAAAACCACCAAAAACGAAACCCGUCUAGAUCCUGCCUGGGAUUCAGCUUGGGAUGAAGCUUUCACAUAUGAUUACUGGUCCCUGCAAGUGACUGGACUGUGCAUCGCCGCAGUUCUUUUCCUGAUUGGCCUCAUGGUCUUGGGCUGUGGUAAAGUCUGUCGGCUUCCCAAGUGUCGCAAAAGGUCUUCGAAGUCAUAUAGAGUGGAGCAAAGAAAAGGAGAGACAUUCUCAUAAUAGCCAGUGACGACUUUAACGAGGUCAAACGGACAAAGUGGUACUGAAUUUGUUGAAUAUUUCUUUAUCAACCAAUAAAAUGACUUAUUUCCAUUAA